AAACGAAUAAUUUCUUCAUUUGGAAAAGUUUUUAUAAUAAUUAGUAAUAAAACAGUAUAUAUAUAAUAUAUCUUAACAAUUUCUCAAAUGUCAAUAAUACGACAAAGUAUUUAAGGAGGAAAAUGUCCAAUUUCAAUUACAUGGACAGAGUUCCUGUUAAAAUAUCAGAAAGUUUUAAACCACCUCCCAGGUUGUAUCAAUUGCCUCAGUCAAUAGUUCAUAAAUUGCAAUUACCAGCGGAGCAUUAUAAUGAAGCUCCACAAUAUUGUUAUGACUUCCAGUUGGAAAAAAAGGUUAUUGCCAAAAUGCCUGAGUGGCGCCGUUUAAGGCAGCAGGAGCGGGAGGCACGCCGUGAACGAAAGGAUCAAAGAGAGCAAGAACGUUUGCAAGAGCUGGAAGCCAGAAAUAAACGUAUGCUGGGCGCGGUAAAUUAUCCGAGUACCGAUGAUUUGUCUGGUUCGGAUAAUGAGACAGAUUACAAGCAAACAAAAAAUGUUGGAGGAGAAAAAAAUGAGUCUGAUACAGAAGAAAGAUUAAUUUUACCCCCGCAAAUAAACAGUUUUCAUAACAUACUACAACCAACUAUUGUUUCCAGUACUUGUGAAAAUUCCAAAAAAUUAAAUGGCAUAACAGCAUCUUAUUUGCAAACACAUGCUAAGGCCGGAAAAAAUUGUAGUGGUGCAAAAGAAGUAAAUGCAUUUAAUUAUAAAGACUUCGAAGAAGAUACAUCAUCACCUUUUGAUAAUAUUGAGUUAAAAACGAUUAAUGAUUUAGAUAUAUUAGCGCAAGUGCUUCAUAACACGCAAUUGCAUGUCCAAAAUAAAGAAAUAGAGGAUAAAGAGGAAAAAUUGUCGCACGAAGAAAAUUUGGAGAAAAUUCAAGUAGAAAUUCAAUCUGAGCUUACAACCAAAGAUAAUACUCACAAAAAUAUUACAGAAAAGAACAAUAAGGUUGAACUUAAAAAGGUUGACUAUGAUAAAAUAAAUCACCAACCUUUUCGUAAUGAAAACAUUCCAAAUCCAAUGAUUGCAAAUAACAGUAUGACUAAUGCUACGAAUUGUAAAAGUAAUAAUAGCARCAGAGCGCUUCAUCCAUAUAAUUCACUUAAUAAUCCUGCACAGCAUAUUCAACAAAAAUCCUAUCAAACUUCUUACAAUACAUUAUACAAUGGUGAAGAAAUUCCUCAGAAGUAUUUGAAUUUUAUUGCCCAAACUCAAAACACUUCUGCAAUUUUGGGUAAUCACAAUUACCUAUAUACCCAAAAUUACAAUGGUAGCGCUUCGGUUUACGGUAGUCCCAGACAUUUACUAAAUCAUUCAACUGACGUUAAUUCUACACACUGUAUUGGCAGUAACGCCAAUAACUAUGUAAGCCCGAUUUAUGUCAGCAAUGAAUCACAUUUGCAGAAUCAACAAUUUUUAAACACCAGCAAUUACAUAGAUUCAAAAUCCAAGAGCGUUCCAGAUAUACUGGAAGAGUUAAGUGACGAGGUUCGAAACUCAGAAAUACGUAGGUCCCGUUACUAUAGUUUUAAUUCUGAAGAAGAAAAACAAACUGCAGUCAAGGAUUUUAAUGAAGCAGAUAUAACUCCAAAGCAAUCACCUGUGAAAGUAACACACUCAUCACAAGAGACAAAUCAUUUUGACAAAUUGCCUCUGCCUGCACAACGACUAGUUACAAAUAUUAGUUCUAUGGGCUUUCCGUUGGAGCGAGUGGCUAAAAUUUCCACAAUUUUCGGCACGGAUGAUAAAAAGAUCAUUGAACAUCUAAUACCACUUAGUGAAUUGAUGGAUCUGGGUUUCGACGAAGCGAAAAUCUCCGAGGCUCUAUUUAAAUUCAAUAACAAUAAAGAGAAAGCCUUGGAAUAUUUAAUUUCAUAAUCGCUUGUUCUCUGUAGGGUCCUAUAUUAUACAUCUAUAUAUAUUAGUAUCAAAAUGCUGUUUAUGUGUGUAAUGUAUUAUUAUUUAAAACGUAUGAAUAAUUGAGAGAACUAGGAGAAACAUGAACCGCUUUCAAUGUACAUACAAAGUAGAAAUUUCAUCAAAAUGUAAAAAAAAAAAGCCGAAAAUCACACUGAAAUGAUAUAUUCGUUAUAUUUUUUACCGAAAAUACUAACGAUUAAUAAUGCAAAUGUAAUUGAGUAUUCCUAUAAAUAAACAAAGAGAUACAAAUACGUGAAUAUA
Molecule: messenger RNA, 2183 nt
Organism: Bactrocera latifrons
Lineage: Eukaryota; Metazoa; Arthropoda; Insecta; Diptera; Tephritidae
Product: ubiquitin-associated protein 1
Exons: 4
Coding region: 123-1880 (585 amino acids)
Biological process (GO): ubiquitin-dependent protein catabolic process via the multivesicular body sorting pathway
Cellular component (GO): ESCRT I complex
Molecular function (GO): ubiquitin binding
Source: RefSeq, a predicted model, not a curated record